Molecule: messenger RNA, 1498 nt
Organism: Cryptococcus deneoformans JEC21
Lineage: Eukaryota; Fungi; Basidiomycota; Tremellomycetes; Tremellales; Cryptococcaceae
Exons: 7
Coding region: 1-1470 (489 amino acids)
Source: RefSeq, a predicted model, not a curated record
AUGCCUCCAAGAAGAUAUCCUUUGAAUACCUCUGCCUCCAAGAACUCGCAGGCGGCAUUAACCCAGCGUAGCCUUAUUGAUCCGCACCUCGAGCCUCAGGAAGGUAACCAGUCACAAACACAUAUCAGCAGCAAGUAUUCAAAGACCCUACAAUCAAGAACACAUGCCAAAAAAUCUCUUCAACAGGCCAGCAGCGCUAGACCACGUGGCGCAGGCGAAGCCGUUGGGCAUGACAAAUGCUUCGGAGAUGAAGACUCCGAUUCCUUGGAUGGGAUUGGCGAGGAAUCAGGCACAGAUGCAGAGGAGCAAGAACUGAAUGGGAUAGAAUCGGAUGAUUUAGAAUCAGCAGACGAUGCUGAGUCGCAGCGCCCUCAUAAAGCCCUCAAGGCCAAUCAUCGACUAUCAGUUUUCCCCCAGAUAAGAACAACGGCAGAAGUGAUUAAUAAUAAUGGUCGCCAUUCACCGAGGGAUGGCCGGCGGCCAGGCGACCGCUUGAACCGCCCGGUCACGGUUGUGAGGCGAAACGGUGUACAAUGUCCUUCAAACCCGACUGCAGAAAGAGCCAGCAACGCUUCUCAACAAACCUCCCAAGAAACCCAUAGUACCGGUAGCAGGGGCAUAUCAAGAGGCAAUUCAUCCAGCGCCUCAGCUGUUCCUAUCCAUGAUUCCACUAAUACACCUCUUCAAAAUAUGGAACAGACAUCCUCCAGGGAAAUUGGACAACCCAGCCAAAUCACUAGGGAUUCGGUUACAGACAGGUCACGAUUUUCUCCCUGGCCAACAACUCACAUAUGCAAAGAUCUCCCAGAGUCUCCUAUCGACACCAAUAUUGAGGAAAUAUACAGCAUCCUGAAGGCCAAACAAGAGUACAAGAGUCCCUUCAAGACUGUUCUUGACCGUUGUUGCAGACUUGUUGCUCGUUACUAUUCAAUCCACACAUCCUCAUAUACUGGAGGGAUAUUGUGUUCCCUUAGGUACAAACACUACCUUAACUCAUCCAUCCUAGAAAUGGAAGAGGGAGAAAUUUCCCCUGAUAUAUGGUUUACAAACACCACAGGUGAUGAUAUUCUUGAGAAGUAUGCGCAAUUCUUGGACAUCGAGCCUGCCAUGUUGAUGAUGUAUUACAACGACGCUCUCAGCCUAGCUGCCCAAGUCCUUGCUCCUCUUCGAGCGCUUCCAAGAUUGUGUUGGCUAAUCAUGAGCCUACUGAUGAAGUCGAAGGCAUUUUACCUGCCUCUGCUCGGAACAAAACUGAUGAUAACACUGUCUAUGGCACCGUGGCUCGCUAUAUCCACCACCAUGCCAUUGACGCCAAGCAUAUGUAUAUAUCGAACAUACGGCAGAGCUUCUCACAGAUCCUCUCAUCAGCCAACUUACAUGAUGAAGAAAAUGUGGUUCUUCGACUCGACCAUCAUAGCUAUGACAAGGAAGCGCAUGGUGGCUUCAAAACUGAGGUCCCCGCUAGCCUAAACGUCCCUUUGAAUGAACGCAAUUUGUU